AUGCCAAUAAGUGCUUUUCAACGUAUAUUUGAUUUUGGUUCAAAAAAAGAUGAUACAAAAAAUGUUUCAUCAUCAGAUGCAAUUCAACGUUUAUCUGAUGUUGAAGAAAUGCUUAAUAAAAAACAACAACAUUUAGAAUCACAAAUUGAUGAAGAAAAACAAACUGCCAUACGUUGUUCAAAACAAGGAAAUAAACGUGCAGCUUUAAUGGCUUUAAAACGAAAGAAAAAAUAUGAAAAAACUUUACUUCAAUUAGAUGGAACAUUAACAACAUUAGAAACUCAAAGAGAAUAUUUACAAAAUGCAUCAACAAAUAUGGAUGUUUUACGUGUAAUGAAACAAGCAGCAAGUGCAUUAAAAAAAACAAAUCAAAAUCUUGAUGUUGAUCAAGUACAUGAUUUAAUGGAUGAUUUAGCUGAACAACAUACUGUUGCUGAAGAAAUUGCAAAUGCGAUUUCAUCACCAGUUGGAACGUCAGAUUUAUAUAAUGAUGCUGAUUUAGAACGUGAAUUAGAAUUAUUAGCACAAGAAGAAAUAAAAGAUGAUAUGAUGAAAAUCGAACCAUUACCGGAUGUACCAUCUCAUCAAACAGGAACAAUUAAAACACAUAAUCAAUCAGAAGAAAUACGUGAACUUGAAGCAUGGGCACAAUAA
This is a messenger RNA of Adineta steineri, 654 nucleotides long. NCBI's taxonomy places the organism in Eukaryota, Metazoa, Rotifera, Eurotatoria, Adinetida, Adinetidae. The record is from the annotation of a GenBank genome assembly.